Messenger RNA from Heterocephalus glaber (naked mole-rat), 5644 nucleotides. NCBI's taxonomy places the organism in Eukaryota, Metazoa, Chordata, Mammalia, Rodentia, Bathyergidae. The record is from RefSeq and is a predicted model, not a curated record.
CAGGGGAUGGGUGGGUGGUGGUGAUGGUUUCUGCCUCUUGAAAAACAACUUAGAAUCUGAAAAAGGUCGCUGCAGAGGCACAGCAGGCGAGAGUCUAGGACGGGAAGAAAUGCAUUCUGCAUAAAUCUAGUUACUCCGAGUCCUCUUUGGACAACUUCCGGGAUCACACUUCAGGCAGAGCCUGAAAUUAUCCUCUUUCCCGUAUCUAUUUUUUUUAUGACUGUACAUAUUUACAUACAUUACACAUAUGGCCAGGGCAAGAGAAAGAUGACGUGAGGCUCUAGCUGGAGAAUGGGAGGUAGUAAGGAAAGGAAACAGGUGUCAGGAAGGAGCGGUGUCGAGGAGCAGGGCGGUGCGGGCUAAGCCGUGCGCAUCGCACUGGUCCUCUGCAGGUGAAGCGGCUCGGGCCCCUCUGGGGGGACGGACCCUUUUGCUUUCUAUUUGCUCGCCUGAAGCCCAGGUACACGUUUAUUUGAAACGGUCCGUAUUUCCCACUCGAUAGCUGGUCGGGUUGAUUUUUCUAGACCAGUGGAUAUUUCUUUUUUAAUGUUUCCUAUUUCUUUUUUGUUGCUGUCUUUUUUGUUGAGGUUGAGGGAAAAGAGACCAGUCGAAAUUCAGUCUGGGUGCGUGGGGGAUUCUCGGCAAUGAGAAAGAGAAGACUUGGAAGCCAGAGGGCAAAGCAGCCUUCCGUCUCCCCUACUCUCCCCCUGUGAGCGCUCGUGGAGACCCCACUGCAGUAUCUGAUCGGCUCUUCGCCAGCGCGCUACCCGCACUCUCCGCCGCGGAAGUCGGCGCCCAGGCGCACGCGGCUCGGAAGCUCCGCAGCAGGCGCGCCCCCUCCCCGGGGCGGCUUUGCUCCCGGCGGGGCGCAGCGCCCACCAUGCCUGGCUGCGGGCGGCUCGCGCUGCUCUGGGCGCUGGCCUGGCUUCUGCGGGGAGCUGCGCCCAGGCGCCUCGCGGAGCCCCCCACGCAGCCCCCGGCCCCGGGCCGCUACCCCCGCGACCCCGCCAGGGGCGCCGAUUUCGAUCGCGUGUACAGCGGGGUGGUGAGCCUCAGCACCGAGAGCAUCUACUCCUUCAACUACACCAGCCAACCCGGCCAGGUGACCGCAGUGAGGGUGCAUGUGAACAGUUCAUCUGAGAACCUUGACUACCCAGUCCUCGUUGUGGUUCGUCAACAGAAAGAGGUGCUGUCUUGGCAGGUUCCUCUGCUCUUCCAAGGGCUAUACCAAAGGAGUUACAGCUACCAGGAAGUCAGCCGCACUUUAUGUCCUUCAAAAGCAACCAAUGAAACAGGACCUUUGAAGCAACUGAUAUUUGUAGACGUGGCAUCCAUGGCACCACUUGGUGCCCACUACAAACUACUGGUGACCAAGAUCAAGCACUUCCAGCUCUGGACAAAUGUUGCCUUUCACUUUACUGCCAGCCCCUCUCAGCCUCAGUUUUUUCUAUACAAAUUUCCCAAAGAUGUAGACUCAGUUAUCAUUAAAGUGGUGUCUGAAAUGGCUUAUCCAUGCUCCGUGGUCUCAGUCCAGAACAUCAUGUGCCCAGUGUAUGAUCUUGACCACAAUGUGGAAUUUAAUGGUGUCUAUCAGUCCAUGACCAAGAAAGCUGCCAUCACACUGCAGAAGAAGAAUUUUCCCGGAGAGCAGUUCUUCGUGGUGUUUGUGAUAAAACCCGAAGAUUAUGCCUGUGGAGGAUCAUUUUUCAUCCAGGAAAAUGAGAAUCAGACCUGGAAUCUACAGCGAGCAAAGAACCUUAAAGUAACCAUCGUUUCUUCCAUUAAAGGAUCUGUUUAUGUGAAAUCCAGUCUUUUCAGUGUCUUCAUCUUCUUGUCCUUCUACAUGGGAUGCCUGCUUGUUGUGUUUGUUCAUUAUGUGAGGUUUCAUAGGAAAUCCAUUGAUGGAAGCUUUGGUUCCAAUGACGGCUCUGGAAAUAUGGCAGCAUCCCAUCCCAUUGCUGCCAGCACACCUGAAGGGAGCAAUUACGGAGCAAUAGAUGAGUCAAGCUCUAGCCCUGGAAGGCAGAUGUCCUCCUCGGACGGUGGUCAGCCAUGCCCAUCAGAUACAGACAGCUCCGUGGAGGAGAGUGACUUUGACACCAUGCCAGAUAUUGAGAGUGACAAAAAUGUCAUCCGGACCAAGAUGUUCCUUUACCUGUCAGAUCUGUCCAGGAAAGACCGGAGAAUUGUAAGCAAAAAAUAUAAGAUUUAUUUUUGGAACAUCAUCACAAUUGCUGUGUUUUAUGCACUUCCUGUGAUCCAGCUGGUCAUCACCUACCAGACAGUGGUAAAUGUCACUGGCAACCAGGAUAUCUGUUACUACAAUUUCCUCUGUGCUCACCCCUUGGGCGUCCUAAGUGCCUUCAACAAUAUUCUCAGUAACCUUGGCCAUGUACUUCUGGGCUUCCUCUUCCUACUAAUAGUCUUGCGCCGGGAUAUCUUCCAUCGAAGGGCCCUGGAAGCCAAGGACAUCUUUGCUAUGGAGUAUGGGAUUCCCAAACACUUUGGUCUCUUCUAUGCUAUGGGCAUCGCACUGAUGAUGGAAGGAGUGCUAAGUGCUUGUUACCAUGUCUGCCCUAAUUACUCCAAUUUCCAAUUCGACACCUCCUUCAUGUACAUGAUCGCGGGCCUCUGCAUGCUGAAGCUCUAUCAGACCCGUCACCCAGACAUCAAUGCCAGCGCCUACUCUGCCUAUGCCUCCUUCGCUGUGGUCAUCAUGCUCACCGUCCUCGGAGUGGUGUUUGGGAAAUAUGACCUGUGGUUCUGGGUCAUCUUCUCUGCAAUCCAUAUUCUGGCCUCUUUGGCCCUCAGCACCCAGAUCUACUACAUGGGUCGUUUCAAGAUAGAUGUGUCUGACACAGAUUUGGGGAUUUUCCGGCGGGCUGCUGUGGUGUUCUACACGGACUGUAUCCAGCAGUGCAGCCGGCCUCUCUACAUGGAUAGAAUGGUAUUGCUGAUUGUGGGGAAUCUGGUAAACUGGUCCUUCGCCUUCUUUGGAUUGAUCUAUCGGCCCAGGGACUUUGCAUCCUACAUGCUGGGCAUCUUCAUCUGCAACCUGCUGCUGUAUCUGGCCUUCUACAUCAUCAUGAAGCUGCGCAGCUCUGAGAAGGUCCUCCCCGUGCCCCUCUUCUGCAUCGUGGCCACCGCGGUGGUGUGGGCCGCCGCCCUGUAUUUUUUCUUCCAGAAUCUCAGCAGCUGGGAGGGAACCCCAGCUGAAUCCAGGGAGAAGAACCGCGAGUGUAUCCUGCUGGAUUUCUUUGAUGACCAUGACAUCUGGCACUUCCUCUCUGCUACUGCCCUGUUUUUCUCAUUCUUGGUUUUGUUAACUUUGGAUGAUGACCUGGAUGUGGUUCAGAGAGACCAGAUCCCUGUCUUCUGAGCCUCCAGUCUUAAAAGGGGGAGCAGUCCAUCAUGGUGCUGUUUCAUGAAAAAUGCAGCGAGCUCAUACUGCCUCAUGCUGGAGAGAGCCCAACCUUCGAGAAAAGCAGCAGAAGGGAGGCCAGGGCUGUGGAACCCUGCGGGGCUGAGAAACAGUCAACCUGCUGGCAACUCUGAACGUUAACUGUGGACAAAGCUGCAAAGUCGGCUCCCAACCUGGGACCUCCCCACCCUCACCUGACACUCAUCAGCAUGAGGCUGCUCUCCCCUCCAUCCACCACCACACCCACUUGUACUUGCCACCCAAGAACUUUGGCAUGGCCACCUUCACACCUCUGCUACAUCCACUGCUCUAGAUGUCCAAAGGCCAUCUCAUUUCUCUGGGGCCCUAGGAGGACCUGAUUCCUCAGAGUAUGGUGCAGAACUGGGCCCAAGGCCCCACCCAGCUGGGAUAGAUGUCAUGGCAGUCCCAGCCUUCAGCCUUCUCAGAAGGAAUGCUGCACGCUCCCCAGGUUCCAGACACAUUAGAAGGGCUGAGGACCAGGCAUUGUCACACAGUCCUCUGAACAGGUAGCCAGCCCUGGGACCAAGGCCUGUGUGCUUGCCUUUUUUCUAGUGUCUUCAUUUCACCACUAUGUGUUAACCCCAUCUCUCUGCCUCUGCCUUCCUGGAAAGGCCCUGUAAUUCCAUUUAUCUGCUGAGCUCCAAGAUGAGAGGGGAAAUGGGAAAAAAUCUUCUGGCAGCAGGAGAUAUAAAAUAAAUGACUGACAGCUCGAGGAGACUAGAAACACCAACAUCCAGCGGACAGGCCUCACCUUCAGGACUGAGGUUCCCGGAGCAAAUUCAGCACUUGGCCUCCAAUUCCCACAGCUCAAUUCUGUGCCCACAUCACCUCUGGGAGAGAGAUUUGGUCUCUAACCAGGGGACCACUUUAGGGCCCUCCACAACUGAGCCCUUUACUGUCACUUAUGUGGAUCAGGGUUCCAGAUAUUCUCCCUGAAGUUCUCAGAGGUACCUCAGGAUGAACACAUUUUCCUCUGCCUCUCUUGUUGUAAAGCGCACGGUUAAUUUAGUCUUGGGUCUUCUUGCACCCGACUCUCCUUCUCUCCCCAGUAAGGUGGUGAGAAGUUCAGCAUCCCAGUUGCAGUCUCGCACUGACUGGCAAUUCUCUCAAAAGAGUCCCACUUUGACCGAGCUCCCUUGCUGCCUGGAGUAUGAUGUCAUCAGCAAACAGAUGUUCAGACAUGUGCAUGUAUACGUAUUUGCCUGUGCAAUUGAAGUCAUUUCUCACCUCUGCUUUCCUGACCUUUCAUUAGAGAAAUGAAUCAGGCAUUCUUCCUUUAAAAAUUAGUUUUUCUCUCAAAUAUUUGCAUCAUGUUCAAAAACAUACUUUGGAAGUUUGUUCAGACUGUUUAGUAAGCUUUUCGUGAUUUUAAAAGCACAAAGAUGCUAUCUGAAAUAUUUUGUGUGUUUAUCCUAAAAUGCCCCAAGUUUAUAAAUGGGUCUUCUGUUCGUCUUUAUUCCUGGGUAACUGUCGGCUUCCUUGAUGGUGCACACUAAUGCCAGCACUCUAAUCCUCCGAAAGCAGAAGCAUUUUUUUGAGCUCUAUUUCAGCCUGGGCUACACAGUGAGUUCAAGACCAGUCUGGACUGCACAGUAAAACCAAAAUAAAGUGAUAUAAAAUAAAAAUUGUCAGCUUCUAUAGGCCACGUGAAGGCCAUCAAUUAAAUGGUUGUGUCAAUUUAACACCUAAAGGCAUUGUCAAAACUGUGUGUCACUUACUUGACCUAAUUCUUUUAAGACAUUCAUGGUUUCUAAUCUACAAGGACCCACUAGCUGUUCGUGGUGACGCAUACCUAUGAUCCUAGGACUUGGGAGGCUGAGAUAGGAGGAUUGCCAUAAGUUCAAGGCCACCCUGGGCUACAUAGUGAGUUCAAGGCCAGCCUGAAUUACAGAGUGAGACCCCCAUCUCAAAAAAAAUAAAAGGACCCACUAAGGAAAUGUGAACAACAAUGUCCAUUCGAAUAGCCCUGUGGCCUGAAGUGAAUACUUUUAAGAUACAUUACCUGUUCCGAAUCUUGUUUGGGAACUUCAUCAAUGUGAAUGGGGAGACACUUGGAACUGGGGAGACCCCCUCCCAGAAAGGGACAGAUUGUGUUGCUGUGUUCCUGUGUUCUGAUAAUGUCUGUCUUGUUCUAUGAAGUCAUAUAUUGUGGUCAGUUUUGUUCUAUGCAGGAGGUUUAAAACCCAGACCAAGUCUGCUUUU